GGUACCUGGAGCCUCAACUGCGAGGCCCGGCGCGCGUCAGGCUCCGUGCGCGCGGUAGCUGGUUCCCGUCUGAGGGAUCGGGGGGGGCGCUGUCCGCACAGUCCCGCAGCUGCUGCCCCCUCCCUGGGUUGUGCAUACGGGGAGCGCUGGGCUGGUGCCCAUCACUGGAGAGUAAAUAGCCCCUUCCAAUCCCUGUGAAUGGGGCACCUAUUCCUGCGCCCCGUAGACUCUUAUCCCGAGCUCUGGGUUCUCCCUCCCUUCCCUGGCCCUACAGAGAGGGGUUUGUAACUCUCCACAACUACCGCACUCCAGUGACUUUUCUAUUGUUGCUUGUCCCUUUAUUUCGCUAGGCUGAGGCCAGGCUCACCGGACUGCCAUUGCCAGGACAGCGCUACUUUGGACAGAUGGCUGCUGAGGAAUCCCAACCCCUGUUGAGCUCCAGGAAGCCAAGUGAGCAAUGGCUGCUGCCUGCUGAGAGCUUCCCUGUGCUGGAUGUCUACCUGAGCAAAGUCCAGAACAGAAAGCUCUAUCUGGCCACCUUUGCUGCUGUUUUGGGACCCCUCAGCUUUGGAUUUGUCCUAGGUUACAGUUCACCAGCUAUUCCAGAUCUGAAGAAAAUUAGUGACCCUAAAUUAAGAUUAGACACCAACGAAGCAUCGUGGUUUGGGUCUGUAGUAACAUUAGGAGCUGCUGCUGGAGGAAUACUGGGAGGCUGUAUGGUGGAUAAAGUUGGGAGGAAGCUGAGUUUGAUGCUGUGCUCAAUACCAUAUGUCUCUGGGUUUACAAUUAUCAUAUCCGCCCAGAAUGUCUGGAUGCUUUACAUUGGACGAAUAUUGACUGGGUUAGCCAGUGGCAUUACUUCACUUGUUGUUCCAGUGUAUAUUUCUGAAAUAUCCCACUCAAAAAUUCGAGGAACACUUGGCUCAUGUGUUCAGCUGAUGGUGGUGACUGGUAUACUGGGAGCUUAUGUUGCAGGAAUGGCACUCAGAUGGCGCUGGCUGGCUGUGCUGUGUUCUUUCCCACCCUGCAUAAUGCUCGUGUUCAUGUCCUUCAUGCCUGAAACACCUAGGUUCCUGCUGAACCAGAAAAAACGCACUGAAGCUAUGGCUGCUUUACAGUUUCUGCGGGGAUCAGAGGUGGACCAUGAAUGGGAAUGCAGGCAGAUUGAAACCAGUGCUGAGGAGCAGCACAGACUAAGUGUUGCUGAAUUUAAGAAUCCAUCUGUCUACAAGCCAUUUCUUAUUGGUGUGGCACUGAUGUUCUUCCAGCAAGUAACAGGGAUUAAUGCAAUUAUGUUUUAUGCAGAAACUAUCUUUGAAGAAGCUAAUUUUAAGGACAGCAGAAUGGCCUCUGUUGUUGUGGGUUCCAUACAAGUGUUUUUCACAGCUGUGGCUGCACUUAUUAUAGAUAAAACUGGGCGAAAAGUACUGCUUUCUAUUUCAGGUUUUGCCCUUGGUUGGGGUCCCAUUCCGUGGCUGGUGAUGUCUGAAAUAUUCCCACUUAAAGCUAGAGGAAUUUCCAGCGGUGCCUGUGUCUUAACAAACUGGUUUAUGGCUUUUUUAAUAACCAAGGAAUUUCAUGAUCUUACAGGCUUCCUGACUUCCUAUGGCACUUUCUGGCUUUUCUCUGUCUUCUGUAUUCUAAAUGUAAUUUUUACUGUCCUGUAUGUGCCUGAAACAAAAGGAAGGACAUUGGAACAAAUAGAGGCUCACUUCCGAAGAUCACCUGCGACCUGAGGUUCUUUACCCUGUAGGAAAGUUUUCCUAUUAGGUUACUGUUAGUGUUAUUGCCUAAACUUUUCCAAGAAACAUCCUCUGGAUUAGUAGGCUGCACCUGAAUUCAUGAUGUGGUUAAACAUGGUUUAAAUCAACUUCUAAUCAAUUUUGUUAACUUUGGCAAAAAUCGGAAUUGCAUGGUGGAGAACCAAAACAUUGUUCUCAUAUGCAUGUACGCAUUCAGCUUCUUUCAGGUUUACAAAGCAGCAGGUGGUGCUAAUUCACUGUGAUACAUAAGUUAUUCUCUCCUUUUCCCAGGCCUUGGAGCUUCAUUUGGGCUGUCACUGUUUUUCUCUUUCCAAUGUUCCCUUUACCUACUGUAGAUUAGUGAUGAAGGCUGAAUAACUGCUUUUAAUGGAUUAGCUGGUAUGCUGUUCAUUCUGUCUCUUAUUGCAUGAGCCAGUCCUUUGUGUUAGGGAUUGGAAGGAAUCCCCUCUUCCCUGGCCCGGUGUUUAGCACAGUGUAUGUAGUACAAAUGAAACCUACUAUUGCCUGAACUGCAUUAACUUCAUACCCUAUUUUGAUUCUUCCACUGUCUUCACCUGUGCUUGUAUGGGUAGUGGCCUGACUAUUGAACAAAGUCCAGGCCACUGGUGAGUACAAGUCCUGCAAUUAAUGCACCAGCCAUCAGCCCUCUUCAGAUGUCUGUAUGCUUGAUAAAUUGCUGAACACCCUCCAAGAGCCCUAAUGUCAGGAGGGGGUUUGAGCACCGCGGGGAAAUAUAUCAUGAUAUUUAGUUGUAAUCUUGUGGGAAAAGCAGGCUAAAACAGAGCAUUUUAAAAUUUCAAAUAAAUAUCUUCAGCGGUGUUAACAUU
Molecule: messenger RNA, 2590 nt
Organism: Emys orbicularis (European pond turtle)
Lineage: Eukaryota; Metazoa; Chordata; Testudines; Emydidae
Gene: SLC2A8
Product: solute carrier family 2 member 8
Exons: 9
Coding region: 405-1736 (443 amino acids)
Biological process (GO): D-glucose transmembrane transport
Cellular component (GO): membrane
Source: RefSeq, a predicted model, not a curated record